AUACCGAUAUGGUCAUAAUUUAUCUCUCGGCUGGGAUUACAUCAAAAGAUUCCUCAGAAGAUGAUAAAAAAGCCACUCUCCGUGUCAUCAAUGAAGAAAAUAGUUUCCUGAAUAACUCAGUCAUGAUUCUUACUUACGCGCUUAUGAAUGAGGGAGUGACAGGUUUGAAGGAACUGGCCUUUCUGCGUGACCUGGCAGAGCAGAACUCGGUGAAGUACGGCGUGCCGGACCGAACAGCCCUCCCCGUGAUCAAGGGAAGCAUGAUGGUUCUAAACCAGUUGAGUAACCUGGAAACGACAGUUGGCCGGUUCUAUACCAACCUCCCCAACCGCAUGAUCGAUGAGGCCGUCUUCAGUCUGCCUUUCUCAGAUGAAAUGGGAGAUGGCCUCAUAAUGACUGUAAGUAAACCGUGUUACUUUGGAAACCUGCUGCUAGGAAUUGUUGGAGUAGAUGUUAAUCUCGCGUACAUCUUGGAAGAUGUCACCUAUUACCAAGACUCCUUGGGUUCCUACACUUUCCUCAUUGAUAAUAAAGGAUACACUCUUAUGCACCCAUCCCUUACCAGGCCCUACCUGCUGUCUGAACCGCCGCUCCACACGGAUAUUAUCCACUACGAGAACAUUCCUAAAUUUGAGCUGGUGUGCCAGAACAUCCUUAGCAUUCCCCUGGGCAGCCAGAUCAUUACAGUUCCGGUGAACUCCUCACUGUCUUGGCAUGUGAACAAACUGAGAGAAAUUGGAAAAGAAGCCUACAACGUCAGCUAUGCCUGGAAAAUGGUCCAGGACACAUCCUUUAUUCUGUGUGUUGUGGUAAUACAGCCAGAAAUACCUGUUAAACAGCUGAAGAAUCUCAACACCGUCCCCAGCAGCAAGCUCCUGUAUCACCGACUGGAUCUGCUGGGCCAGCCGAACGCCUGCCUGCACUUCAAGCAGCUGGCUACUUUAGAAAGUCCUACGGUGAUGCUCUCUGCGGGCAGCUUCUCCUCUCCGUACGAACAUCUCAGCCAGCCCGAGACGAAGCGGAUGGUGGAGCAUUACACAGCGUACCUCAGCGACAACACGCGCCUGAUUGCCAACCCUGGCCUGAAGUUCUCUGUCAGAAAUGAAGUAAUGGCUACCAGUCACGUCACAGAUGAAUGGAUGACACAGAUGGAAAUGAGUAGCCUGAACAGUUACAUUGUGCGCCGUUACAUAGCAACCCCCAAUGGGGUGCUCCGAAUUUACCCCGGUUCCCUCAUGGACAAAGCAUUUGAUCCCACCAGGAGACAAUGGUACUUGCAUGCAGUGGCUAAUCCAGGACUAAUCACCUUUACUGGUCCCUACUUAGAUGUGGGAGGAGCAGGCUACGUCGUUACGAUCAGUCACACAGUCCAUUCUUCCAGCACACAGAUGUCUUCAGGACAUUCGGUGGCAGUGAUGGGCAUUGACUUCACCCUCCGAUAUUUCUACAAAGUUCUCAUGGACCUGCUGCCAGUUUGUAACCAGGAUGGAGGAAACAAAAUAAGGUGCUUUAUCAUGGAGGACAGAGGGUACCUUGUGGCACACCCAACCCUCAUCGAUCCCAAAGGACACGCACCGGUGGAGCAGCAGCACAUUACACACAAGGAGCCUCUGGUAGCAAAUGACAUUCUGAACCACCCAAACUUCGUCAAGAAAAACCUCUGCAACAGCUUCAGUGACAGAACAGUGCAGCGGUUUUAUAAAUUUAAUACCAGCUUAGUGGGUGAUCUGACAAACCUUGUGCACGGCAGUCACUGUUCCAAGUACAGGCUGACAAGAAUCCCGGGCACCAACACCUUUGUGGGAAUCGUCAACGAGACCUGUGAUUCACUUGCUUUCUGUGCCUGCAGUAUGGUAGACAGGCUCUGCCUCAACUGCCACAGAAUGGAACAGAAUGAGUGUGAGUGCCCUUGCGAGUGCCCGCUGGAGGUAAAUGAAUGUACUGGCAACCUCACCAACGCCGAAAGCAGGAAUCCCAGUUGUGAAGUUCAUCAGGAGCCGAUGACUUUCACCGCCAUCGAUCCGAGCCUCCAGGACGCUCUCCCGCAGUGCAUUAACACUCAGUGCAACCAGAGAACAGAGAGCGGGGAUUGCUUUGGUGUGUUGGACUGCGAGUGGUGUAUGGUAGACAGUGAUGGGAAGACCCAUCUGGAUAAGUCCUAUUGUGCCCCUCAGAAGGAAUGCUUCGGCGGCAUCGUGGGAGCCAAGAGCCCGUACGUGGAUGACUUGGGAGCAAUAGGAGAUGAGGUGAUCACUCUGAACAUGAUCAAAAGUGCACCGGUGGGCCCUGUGGCUGGAGGCAUCAUGGGCUGCAUUAUGGUGCUUGUCCUAGCGGUAUACGCGUAUCGUCACCAGAUACAUCGGAGGAGUCACCAGCACAUGUCACCUUUGGCUGCCCAGGAAAUGUCAGUGCGUAUGUCGAACCUGGAAAAUGAUAGGGACGAGAGAGAUGAUGACAGCCAUGAAGACAGAGGAAUCAUUAGUAACACUCGAUUUAUAGCAGCGGUGAUAGAGCGGCACGCCCACAGCCCCGAACGCAGACGCCGCUACUGGGGGCGAUCGGGAACGGAGAGCGACCAUGGCUACAGCACGAUGAGUCCUCAGGAAGACAGUGAAAACCCUCCAUGCAACAACGACCCAUUGUCGGCUGGUGUUGAUGUUGGAAACCACGACGAAGACUUAGACCUGGACACGCCACCUCAAACAGCCGCCCUGUUGAGUCACAAGUUUCACCACUACCGGUUGCACCACCCAACUCUUCACCACAGCCACCAUUUACAGGCUGCAGUCACGGUACACACUGUGGAUGCAGAGUGCUAAUGAACAACGACAAAAGAAACAGAACUUGUGAACAACCAUCCGUGCAGCCACGGGCAGCUUCGUUUCGGUGCUUUUCACCAGGAACGAUGUCACUAACUUCCUGAGUAAACUGUUAGGCGUAAAAGCUUUACAUUUUUAUAAAUGUAAGGUUGGCUCUGAAAUGGAAGGGAAACGUGCUUGAUGAAUGGACCUGCCAUAACAUUGAAUAAAGUGAAGCAGGAGGCACGUUAGAUCUCCAAAAACAGGGACGUGAGUUUAUACAGCAGCUGAAGCUUUGGAAGCCCUGUUAUGCUGAGCCAAGAGGAGAGAGCGAGUUUAAAAGAGCCAGAGAUGAUUUGGUUUCCUUAACUGGAAGAGCAGAAAUCUGUGCAGCUGAAGACUAAAAAAGUGCCAGAUAGAGGCGGGGCUGGGGAGGGGGGGGAAGGCUGCUGGUUUCUCUGCGGUUUGUUUGGCGCGUAGAAAGUUCACUGCUCCGAGGAUUGCUGUAUGGAACCCGGGACAAUGCAUCUCCAGAUUUUUAACUAAAGGAUUAUUUUUCUACUAUUUAUUGAACUCGAAACUUUGGGAGGGGAGGGAGGGGAGAAAACAUGUUAGCAAUUCUCUCAACAACUACCACAUAUAUUCUGUGAUGGUGAAGUGGUUCUUCUGAGGAAGACAUCUGUUUCUUAUUAGCUGAUCUUCAUCCACUGCCCCACUCUGCAAAAGGGAAAAUGAAGAAGUCGUUUCUGACGUGUUUACAUUAUGAAUGCUUUCUCUUCCACAAUUGUUUUUCUGUAAAUAUUACAACCUGAUUUAUAUUACAGUAUUUUCUUCCUAUUUGCAGAGGAGAAAUCCUGUACUCCCUUACUAAAAUUCUGAGAAUUCUGCUUAUAAACCUCUCCAUCUUUACCACUUCGAUCAUCCUGAAAGGUUUCCUGUGUGGAAGUAAUAAAGAAUUUAUUUAGCAUUAGUUACCAGAUAAUUCCAAAUUAAAUCUGUGCCAUUCUUCUGUUUCCUUAGGACACUACCAAGGUCAGAAGUAGGGAUAAACCAGUGUUUUGUAAAACUUGGGUUACCGUGGAAGGUAUCUUCCUGAAAUCAUCAUUUUAAGCUGCUGCUGUUUGUCUGGAAUUUAACAUUGCUUGGUAAUUCAAAGAAAGAUUAAUCAAUCUGUCUACAACACAGGGCAUCAUAAUUAUGAAUUAGUUUGAAAUCACAGUGUUGUGUUUUAGAUUCAUAUUUUGUGAUUACGAUGAUAUGAAAACGUUCUUGCACUGUGCAUAUGAUAAACAUCCAUUUAUAUGUAGGGUUUUUUUAAAAAAACACUUGUUUUCAUUAAUAUGGUACUUAAUGCUGUAUUAUGUAAAAAAAAUUGGUUCUUAAACAGUACAGUAAAAUAACUGUGUG
This is a messenger RNA of Antrostomus carolinensis (chuck-will's-widow), 4205 nucleotides long. RefSeq names its product cache domain containing 1 (gene CACHD1). Gene Ontology annotation, cellular component: voltage-gated calcium channel complex. The record is from RefSeq and is a predicted model, not a curated record. NCBI's taxonomy places the organism in Eukaryota, Metazoa, Chordata, Aves, Caprimulgiformes, Caprimulgidae. The annotation marks the transcript as partial. Gene Ontology annotation, molecular function: voltage-gated calcium channel activity. The transcript is spliced from 20 exons.